AUGAACACAACGACCCCAUAUACCCCGGUUGUGUCGAUAAUCGGGUUUCACCACGCGAGGGGACCUGAGGUUGAGCAUUGGAUUGGAGUGGAUGACCAAGAUCACAUAUCGGAAUGGCCGCUGCUCCCUUUUCUGGCACUCGCCGAUGGAGCCCAUUUCGCAGAAGAAGACUUUUCGUACUUCACCCUGAAGCACGAAACAGCCUCAGGGCCAACAACUUUGUUCGGGAUAUCCUGUACUAGACAGCUGGACUCGAAUGAGCUUAUAGACCGGCCUGCAGAUGUCACGCGCUCCACGGUUCAGAAGGCUGUAGUCGUUAUUGCGAAUAGCCCAACGUUCUUCUUUGGACAUUUGAAGCAACAGCUCUCAGCCGUAACGACAGCUUGGUUUGCACAAAGGAACUUCGAGGAUUUGGAUAUUAUAACGAAAUUUCAAGAGAGCUUGAAAAAAGCUUUCAAAGAUAUUGAACAUGGACGCGAACAGUAUGUUGGUUUGUCACUUCGGGAAUUGGUUUACGAAUUUCGGCACCAAACACUAGUGUUAUUCAAAUGUGCUCUUUUGCAACCUAAGAUGCUAUUCUUUGGCUCACGGUGUGAAAGGCUUUGCAUGACACAGUUUUCACUUCUUUCGCUUGUCCCAGGGCUGCUGCGAAACCUAGAAGACUGCAGUGAUCCUGAUCUAAAUAGCUAUGAAUCUAAGCUAAGAAAGCCAACGUCUGUCAAGACUAGCGAUAGGCAAUCUCUUCUGAAAUUUAUGGGUUUCCCCCUUCAAAUUUUCGGAAAGGGAGCUCUAUUUGGACCAUAUACCCCCUUGCAACAGCUCGAUAUCCUUGCAGACUUUGGAACAAAGUCCUAUAUCGUUGGUUCGACAAAUUCCUUGUUGCUUCAACAGAGAGACAGGUACUCGGACAUACUUGUAAAUCUUGAUGAAAAUUCUAUUAAUGUGACAUCUCCGUCCUUACGUGCUGCACUAGUACUCUCGGCCGCCGACAGGAGAUGGAUAGAUGCUCUAGUAUUUUCAGUCACAGAAUCCUGGGAUGAAGCAGAUCCAUCAAGGCCGAAGACUAUGGGCUUCGUUGGAAGUGAGGAUUAUAUCCGUCUCCAGUUCGAGGAGUAUGUACUCUCCAUGGUGUCAUCUGUGAAAUAUCAUCUAUUUUUAGACAAACAUCAUGGGUCGGAUCAAAAUUUAUUUUUACCAGAUAUCGAGGGAGAUCCGGCAUACGAUUUUCAGAUGGACUGGGUGGAUUAUUGGAAAAUGACAGAGAAUUUCCGUAUAUUCCAAAAGUUCACUGAUUCUGAAUUGUUUGAUCUUGUCCCUCCAAAGCAUGUGAUGGCUGGUGGUCUUACCAUGGAAGAUGUUCAACGACGAAUCGUCCAACAAAUGAGGGAAUUAGGAGUAGACGAGAAGGUUAACCGUGGCCGAGAAGUCCUCGCCACAACUCUAGCCUCAGGCCGCACCAAUGUCACGACAGUAUUUAGUAACCUGUCGAAGAAUGUAGAGAAGUUUAGGGAGCAAAGAAGGUCCCAGGAUGUUACUCCCCAACCCAAUUCUGAGGUCAUCACAAGCCCGACAAGUGAAGGAUUACCAGCUACAGAAUCUGCCGCAGCUUCGACCGCCACCACCAGUAUAGCAACUCCUGCGAUACCAGUGGCCGAAACAGUAACCCGUGCUGGGACAUAUUUCUCGUCCUGGGCAGCUUGGGCUGGGGAAAAGAAAAAAGCCUUUGUAAAGCCCUCCAUCACUAGUCCUCCACCGGAGCCAGCCACAGAUGCAAACGAAAAAUCUCUACCUCCUGAUCCCCCAAAGAAGUCUUUUGAGGAGUCAAUCUUCGAUGCAAGAGCAAGAGCUGCAUAUGGUGGGUCUGACUCGCCUAUUAUGUCGCCCCAGAGGAACAGUGGCAGUGGCUUUCCCCUUGGUGCAGCGAAAAAUUUGGAUGAUGAGAAGGGUGUUGGCCUUGGAAUUGCUAAUCUAGAACCCAAGAACUCACCUGUCCCAACUACUGAGCGGCCAUUGCCUCCCAAGUUGGACAAGGUUCUACCAAUCGAUGAAGAGCGGCGAAGCAUGCCUCCUCCGACGCCAGCGAAACAAGUCCUAGCCGAGGAAGAGAGAGCGAAAACGGAUAUGCCUUCAGUGACACCGGCGAAGUCAACCUUACCAAUCGAGGAAGAAGGGGGGGAAAGGGGCAUACCUUCUCCGACACCUGCGAAGGCAGUUGAGGAGGAAGAACAGGGCAUGUCACCCCCAACCUCAAUGGAGAAAGCUCCAUUAUGCGAGAGAGAGCAAAUAGAAACGGGUAUGCAUUUAGCAGCGCCGGUAGGGUCAGGUCUGUCAGUGGAGGAAGAAAAAACCGAAAAGGUUAUGCCUCCCCCAGAGCCAGUUAAAUCGGUCCUGCCAAUUGAGGAAGAGGAUAUUCCUCCUCCAACGCCCGUGAAGGAUGAGCCGAAAACAGUCUUCCCGGGUGUGCAAGAAGAAGUCAUUCAAGCAUCACCGGAUACCGAGUCGAGUCACAACCCCGGGUUGCCCGUAGAGAAACCUGUUGAGUCCCCAGUACUGGAUCCCGAGAGCAUCGAAUCUACUCAAUUACUUGCAUCGGCAUUGGAGGUAGAGAUACCUACAAAGGCCGAAACUGAUACCGCUCAGCCCCUCGCAUCACCAGUUGAGAAGGUUGAAUCUCCGAAACUAGUUGUACGGAAAAGGAGAGUGGUAGUUGAACCGACUCAACCAUCUUCACCAGUUUUGGAAAAAGUAGAAAGGCCUCUAAGACCAGGAAGACUUGCGCAGACCCCUUUUGGGCCAACUAUAGGGGUGACCUCCGAGAUCUCCUCGGUCGCAGAAAAGAUAGCCAGGCGUUCUAUUCCAACUUUCGAGACGGCCAUCGGCUCCAUCAAAUCAGAGGUGUCACCAGAACCGAUGAAAAGCCCCGAUUAUAAUAAAGCUUCUCCGAUGGAGGCGAUUUCGGCUAGAGCGAAGUCACCCGAGUCCUUUAGGGUUGGAAGGCAUAUAAGAGGCGAAUCUGUUACCCACACCUCUCCCCAAGAAACCAUCAUUAAGCCUUUAAGUCGCGCAGGAACCGAAUCUGCAACGAUUGGUCUCAAAACAUCAGGGGAGUCCCUAAGAUCAACGAGAUUUAUGAGAAGUGAGUCUCCAGUAACCAUCACUGGGGAGCCUGUCCUUAAGCCCACGAGGCAUACAAGAAACGACUCCGGGAGUUUGAGUCCUGUCAGAGAGCCUGCUCUGAGACCCAUCAGGCACGCAAGAACAGAGUCGGGAAGCAUGAACUCCGACAAUAGCGUUUUGAGGUCUGUAGGACACGUGAGGGUUGAAUCUGGAAGCACGGGCCUUGACAGAGAACCUAUUUUGAGACCUAUAAGACACGCAAGAACAGAGUCUGGAAGUAUGAACUCCGACAAGGAUUCUGUUCUGAGGUCUGUGGGUCAUACAAGGACUGAUUCCGGGAGAAUGAGUCCCGAAAAGGAUUCGAGCCUGAGAUCUAUUGGCCACAUUAGAAGCGAAUCCGGAAGCACGAGCCCAGAAAAACCAGCUCUCAAACCUGAACGGAUCAAGAGUUCUAUUGCAGAGCGUGCAAAGAGAUUUAGUCAGCAAGAAGAUCCAGACGCCCCAAAAUCUUCAUUUGCUGCCAGAAGAGCUAUGUUUGAGAAGAAGUGA
Messenger RNA from Morchella importuna, 3666 nucleotides. RefSeq lists its product as uncharacterized. The record is from RefSeq and is a predicted model, not a curated record. NCBI's taxonomy places the organism in Eukaryota, Fungi, Ascomycota, Pezizomycetes, Pezizales, Morchellaceae. Gene Ontology annotation, cellular component: cytoplasm. The transcript has 12 exons. The coding region runs from base 1 to 3666 and encodes 1221 amino acids.